This is a messenger RNA of Prunus armeniaca (apricot), 420 nucleotides long. NCBI's taxonomy places the organism in Eukaryota, Viridiplantae, Streptophyta, Magnoliopsida, Rosales, Rosaceae. The record is from the annotation of a GenBank genome assembly.
AUGAUGUUAUUUGACGGAUCGGCUCGUAAAGAUGGUGCGGGGGUUGGUGUAGUCUUCGGAUCACCCGAGAGACAUGUAUUGCCCUAUUUAUUCUAUUUAAGUGGAGUUUGCUCGAAUAACGUUGCAGAAUACCAUGCUUUGAUCAUGGGCUUACAAAUGGUCGUGGAGAUGAAGAUAUCGAGCUUAGAAGUAUAUGGUGACUCCAUGUUAGUGAUCAACCAACUGUUGACCCACUAUGAAGUUAGGAAGGAUGAUCUAAUUCCAUACCACCAAAUGGCCACGCAAUUACUGGAAAGGUUUGACUUCGUAACGCUAGAGCAUGUGCCAAGAAAAGACAACCAAAUGGCAGAUGCCUUAGCCAAUCUUGCCGCUACGUUGGCAUUGACAAAAGAUGAAGCGAUGAAUCUUCCAGUUUGCUAA